Corythoichthys intestinalis (scribbled pipefish) is the source of this 1507-nucleotide messenger RNA. RefSeq names its product epithelial cell adhesion molecule (gene epcam). The record is from RefSeq and is a predicted model, not a curated record. The transcript has 9 exons. Gene Ontology annotation, cellular component: membrane. Lineage: Eukaryota; Metazoa; Chordata; Actinopteri; Syngnathiformes; Syngnathidae. The coding region runs from base 260 to 1186 and encodes 308 amino acids.
GACUGCUUAUCAGUUUAUUGACAACAAAAACUGAUUGAGUCAAGUCAACCAAGGGAGUUUCAAGAAAGACACGCCUGUUGCUGAGUGAGCCAGCCUUUACCCUUCUGCCCAAACAGGUUUGACGAGGACACACCUGUAGGAAGUAAGACGUUACAACAGGAAGCUUUGUUUCUCUACUCCAUUUUUGACCUCUGUGGACGACGGUUCGAAAGCAUACUAAAGGAGGCAUUUUCGGAACUUUUUUUCACUUAUUUCUACAAUGAAGAUGUGGAUUGCUCUCGUGCUUGCCGCGCUUGCGGUCGGAGCGUCAGCACAAAGCUGUUCAUGUAGCACUAUGAAGUGGGCCACCUGUGAUGGAACUCCUUGCCAGUGUUACAUCCUGGUUGGUGAUCAGAUGAAACAAAAGCUCGACUGCAAUGCAUUGAUCCCCAAGUGCUUCUUGAUGAAAGCUGAGAUGUACAGAGCCAAAAAAGGCCUGGACACCCGUACUGGCAUCGGAGGAAAACCCGUGGAGACUGCUUUCUUGGACAAUGACGGCAUCUAUGACCCAGAGUGUGAGAAUGAUGGCAAAUUCAAGGCCAAGCAGUGCAACAACACAGAGGAGUGUUGGUGCGUCAACAGCGCCGGUGUUCGUCGAACAGAUAAAGGAGACAAGAACCUCAAGUGUGAGAAGCUGGUGGAGACCUACUGGGUCCGUCUUCAGCUGAAGCACAAACCAGUGACUGGUCCUGUGGACCCAGAACAACUGAAAAUGGCUAUUGCUGAUGCUAUCAACAAGCGUUAUGACAAUUUUAACAAGGAAUUUGUGAAAGAGAUUAAGUACGAUCCUGAUUCCCGCACGAUUGUGGUGGAUGUGAAGAAGCCCAAGGGAGAGCGCAAGACCGAUUUGAGUAAAAUGGCUUACUACAUGGAGAAAGAUGUCAAAGUGCUUCCUCUAUUCAAGGAUCAAGAGAAGUUUGAGCCCAGAGUGGGAGGUCGGAAUAUGGAGAUGGAGAACAUCUUGGUGUACUACGUAGAUGAGGAGGCCCCAACAUUCACCAUGAAGAAUCUUCCUGGUGGGAUCAUCGCAGUCAUUGUGGUGGUUGUCCUCACUGUGGUGGCAGGCUUGCUACUCCUGUUCUUCCUCAAAAGACGCCAGAGUCAGCAGUACAACAAAGCUCAGCAAAGAGAAAUGGAUCCCAUGUAAAUCCAUCAUCACUGCAGGAGGCCAGAGUCACCGUCAGAUGCGCAUACUUGCAGUGUGCCAUUUUACCGUUCUAUGUGAGAAAGACACAUUUUUGUAAAGGAACAAAUCUACAUUCUUGUCAUUGGCACUAUUCAUACUGCUUUCUAUUUAUAAAUGUUGUGUACAUUUUGAAGCACUCCCCCGCUACUAUACAUGCAUUAAAAAUUGUCAUAGGAAAUGGAUGUUUUAGACGCUAAACGGUUUAAAUUCUUUGUUAGAUUGUACAGUUUUUACAAUGUGUGUUGUGUUGGAUUGUUUUUAAUAAAAUGUUUUAAAGGCUGU